AUGGUAUAUCAGAAAAUCAUUGCCAGAAAUGCCAGCCGUGACAGUGAACCACCCACUGAAGUCAGAGACAUUGAACCGCUCAAUGUGGUGAGUGACAGUAAACCACCCACUGAAGUCAGUGACAUUGAACCGCUCAUUGUGGUCAGUGACAGUGAGCCACCCACUGAAGUCAGUGACAUUGAACCGCUCAUUGUGGUGAGUGACAGUAAACCACCCACUGAAGUCAGUGACAUUGAACCGCUCAUUGUGGUCAGUGACAGUGAACCACCCACUGAAGUCAGUGACAUUGAACCGCUCAUUGUGGUCAGUGACAGUGAACCGCCCACUGAAGUCAGUGACAUUGAACCGCUCAUUGUGGUGAGUGACAUUGAACCGCCCAUUGUGAUGAGUGACAUUGAACCGCCCACUGAAGUCAGUGACAGUGAACCACCCAUUGUGGUGAAUGACAUUGAACCACCCAUUGUGGUGAGUGACAUUGAACCACCCAUUGUGGUGAGUCACAUUGAACCGCCCAUUGUGGUGAGUCACAUUGAACCGCCCAUUGUGGUGAGUGACAUUGAACCGCCCAUUGUGAUGAGUGACAUUGAACCGCCCACUGAAGUCAGUGACAGUGAACCACCCAUUGUGGUGAGUGACAUUGAACCCAUUGUGGUGAGUUACAUUGAACCGCCCAUUGUGGUGAGUGACAUUGAACCGCCCAUUGUGGUGAGUGACAUUGAACCACCCAUUGUGGUGAGUGACAUUGAACCACCCAUUGUGGUGAGUGACAUUGAACCACCCAUUGUGGUGAGUGACAUUGAACCGCCCAUUGUGGUGAGUGACAUUGAACCGCUCAUUGUGGUGAGUGACAUUGAACCGCCCACUGAAGUCAGUGACAUUGAACCGCUCACUGAAGUCAGUGACAGUGAACCGCCCAUUGUGGUGAGUGACAUUGCACCGCCCAUUGUGGUGAGUGACAUUGCACCGCCCAUUGUGGUGAGUGACAUUGAACCGCUCACUGAAGUCAGUGACAGUGAACCGCCCAUUGUGGUGAGUGACAUUGCACCGCCCACUGAAGUCAGUGAUAGUGAACCGCCCAUUGUGGUGAGUGACAUUGCACCGCCCACUGAAGUCAGUGACAGUGAACCACUAAUUGUGGUCAGUGACAGUGAACCAUCCACUGAAGUCAGUGACAGUGAACCGCCCACUGAAGUCAGUGACAGUGAACCGCUCAUUGUGGUGAGUAACAUUGAACCACUCACUGAAGUCAGUGACAGUGAACCACCCAUUGCGGUGAGUGACAGUGAACCGCCCAUUCUGGUGAGCAGAAUAGAUUUUAGGCGGGAUUACAAUGGCUUGUCGCCGUGGAGCGUAGGGAGAAAAGCCUGGCUUUAG
Molecule: messenger RNA, 1374 nt
Organism: Dendronephthya gigantea
Lineage: Eukaryota; Metazoa; Cnidaria; Anthozoa; Malacalcyonacea; Nephtheidae
Product: histone-lysine N-methyltransferase 2D-like
Exons: 2
Coding region: 1-1374 (457 amino acids)
Source: RefSeq, a predicted model, not a curated record